Messenger RNA from Fragaria vesca subsp. vesca, 1092 nucleotides. Its product is annotated as expansin-A8-like. The transcript has 3 exons. The record is from RefSeq and is a predicted model, not a curated record. NCBI's taxonomy places the organism in Eukaryota, Viridiplantae, Streptophyta, Magnoliopsida, Rosales, Rosaceae. The coding region runs from base 75 to 836 and encodes 253 amino acids. Gene Ontology annotation, biological process: plant-type cell wall organization. Gene Ontology annotation, cellular component: extracellular region.
AACAACCUGUUCUGACCAUCAAAGCUCCUCUCUUUUCCCCUUCUCCAAUUCAUCAUCACCAAAAAAGUCACAAAAUGGCAGCUUCAGCAUUGUCUCUAGCUCCUCUAGCUCUUCUCAUUCUCCUCAACCUCCAUUUUCACUCUACUUUCGCCGAUUAUGGUGGCUGGAACGGCGGUCAUGCCACAUUCUAUGGCGGUGGGGAUGCCUCAGGCACAAUGGGAGGAGCAUGUGGUUAUGGGAACUUGUAUAGCCAAGGGUAUGGAACUAACACUGCAGCAUUGAGCACAGCUUUGUUCAACGAUGGCUUGAGCUGUGGCUCUUGCUAUGAAAUGAGGUGUGACAAUGAUCCUAGGUGGUGCCGCCCUGGAAGCAUCAUUGUCACUGCUACCAACUUCUGCCCUCCUAACUUCGCGCAGGCCAAUGACAAUGGUGGUUGGUGCAACCCUCCCCUCCAGCACUUCGAUUUGGCCGAGCCUGCUUUCUUGCAAAUCGCACAAUACCGUGCCGGAAUUGUGCCAGUUGCCUUCAGAAGAGUACCAUGUGUGAAGAAAGGAGGAAUAAGGUUCACCAUCAAUGGACACUCCUACUUCAACCUAGUUCUGAUCACCAAUGUCGCCGGAGCAGGAGACGUUCAUUCGGUUUCGAUCAAGGGGUCCAGAACUGGUUGGCAAUCCAUGUCAAGAAACUGGGGCCAAAACUGGCAGAGUAACUCUUACCUCAACGGCCAAGCCCUCUCCUUCCAAGUCACCACCAGUGAUGGUAGAACUGUGACAAGUUACAAUGUUGCUCCAGGUAACUGGCAGUUUGGCCAGACUUACCAAGGGGGUCAAUUCUAGAUUUGCAGUAAAAAAAAAAUAUUGGUGAAGGAAUUUGUAAAUCAUAUAUAUAUGUCUGUGCUUUUUUGAUUUUUGGUAAGUGUAAAAGCCAGAUUAUAGUAGUGAAAAGGUUUGCCGAGGUGAGCUAAACAGUACCCGCAGAGCCUUUCAGGUUGAGAUUUCUGGGAAUUGGUAGUUUACCUCAUUCGGGUUAUUACUUGUUUCUCCAUUGUAAUCUUGAAGCUAUAGUUAUAAAAGCAAUCAAUAUCUUUCUAUA